GGCUGAGCAUCUAGGUUACUGCGGGUUCAAGCAACUGGCUCAUCCAGUGUAGACACAGACUGACUGGCUCCUGGCCAGCUCAAGGUGUUUUCCUUUGCCUGGAAACGGGAAGGUGUGGCUGAGGCAGAGCAUGGAGGUGAGCAGCUCAACUAAAUUGGUGGAGAGGAGCCCCGCUCUGGACCUCUUUGGCUUCCCUAAAAGCCGAGGACCAACUACCUCUGUCUUAAGAUGAGUCAGGACCAGGACCAGGCCCCAGUAAAAACGUCUGCCGCCUGAGCUUCUGGUCAUGUACUCAUACAGCUGCCUGGUGCCCGGGGAAGGCGUCUGGCCUCCACUGCAGCCCCUCACCUACACUUACCUGCCCAGCCCCCUGCUGCUGCCCCCCGUGCAGGCCCACAACUUCUGCAGCUGGCCCCCAGCCCUGAACGCUGGCGACUGGACGGCCCCGCGAGAAUACCACUGUUUCCAUGGCCCGGGGGCCAGCCUGGGGGCCGCGCAACCCUGGUGGGCCUUCCCGCAGGCCUACGCCGCGUCUCUGAGCCCGCCCUUUCCAGCGCUCGGCUACUCCGGGCCGCAGCUUCAGGCGCCCGCGGCGGCAGGAACAGCGGAGAGCUGGACGCAGUGGCCGGAGGGCGGUAGCCUGCAGGCAGAGCUGCGCUGGGGCCGAGUAGAGCGCACCCAGGGCCCGCGCCAGCAGCUGCCGGACUUCGUGCGCCGGGAGCUGCGGCGAGUGUACGGCACGUACCCUCGCACCGACGUGCGCGUCACGUUCCGCGGCGGCGAGUUUCUGCUGCAAGCGGCGCCGCGCGUGGGCGAGCCGCAGUACCGUGUGCACAGGCGCCUGCAGCGCCCGCCCGCCAGCAGCAGCAGUGGCGGCGACCGCAGCCCGGCCGGAGACGCGGCGGAGCGCGGCGUCCGGAAGAAGAGGAAAGGCCUGGGCUGAGCGCGCGGCUCUCCUGCCCCGCGAGGAGGGAGACCCUCGGCAUCGCGUCGGGGCUGCGUGCCCCUGUUAUCUGUCCUUUUCCUCCCCCCGCCCCACCAAGACUGUCCACCCGCCUCGUGAAGUUCCUCGAUUUCUUUCCUGUUAUUGAGGGAUGGGGGGGGCGGGGAAGGGAUCAAGGUAUCUCUGGGUGGGUGUUCUGUUGCUCUUUAUUCUACAUUGCCUUUGGAAGCCUCGGUAUAGGGUGGAAGAAGGGCCUAGUCCCUGCACCCUCUCUCCUUCCUCCUUCCCAUCUUCUUCCACGUAGAAGCCCCCACUUUCCCCUUCUCUUCUCUCUCCAGGGAACCUCCCGAACUCCCCAAGCUGGGAGCCCACCUAUCCC
This is a messenger RNA of Artibeus jamaicensis (Jamaican fruit-eating bat), 1322 nucleotides long. RefSeq names its product chromosome unknown C10orf95 homolog (gene CUNH10orf95). The record is from RefSeq and is a predicted model, not a curated record. NCBI's taxonomy places the organism in Eukaryota, Metazoa, Chordata, Mammalia, Chiroptera, Phyllostomidae. The transcript has 2 exons. The coding region runs from base 287 to 943 and encodes 218 amino acids.